Ixodes scapularis (black-legged tick) is the source of this 2173-nucleotide messenger RNA. RefSeq names its product charged multivesicular body protein 2a (gene Vps2). Gene Ontology annotation, cellular component: multivesicular body; ESCRT III complex. Gene Ontology annotation, biological process: protein transport; endosome transport via multivesicular body sorting pathway; late endosome to vacuole transport. Lineage: Eukaryota; Metazoa; Arthropoda; Arachnida; Ixodida; Ixodidae. The transcript is spliced from 5 exons. The record is from RefSeq and is a predicted model, not a curated record. Bases 226 to 897 code for a protein of 223 amino acids.
GUGUGUCAUCACAAGGCGUGCCGCCAUAUCUCUUUGCAAUCAUCUGUGUUUGUCUGUGUCUUGUCAGCUUUGCCUGUGGUCGCUCCCGUUGAGUCACCUGCCGUGAAAGAUUUCAUCGGCGAUUUGUGCGCAGCUUCGUCGAAACAGUGUCCCAACUCUACCCUGGUUGUAUGCGAGCGACCUGAUUGCCUUCUACUAGCUCAUCGGAACCGCAAUACAGCCGAGAUGGAGUGGCUGUUCGGCAAGAAGAAGACACCGGAAGAGAUGCUGAGACAGAACCAGCGCGCCCUGAACAAGGCCAUGCGUGACCUGGACCGAGAGCGGGCCAAGAUGGAGCAGCAGGAGAAGAAGAUCAUCAUGGACAUCAAGAAGAUGGCCAAGGACAACCAGAUGGACGCGGUCAAGAUCAUGGCGAGGGACCUCGUGCGGACCAGACGCCAGGUGAAAAAGUUCAUCCUGAUGCGGGCCAACAUCCAGGCGGUGUCCCUCAAGAUCCAGACCCUGCGGUCCCAGAACGCCAUGGCGCAGGCCAUGAAGGGGGUCACGCGGGCCAUGCAGAACAUGAACAGACAGCUCAACCUACCCCAGAUCCAGAAGAUAAUGCAGGAGUUUGAGAAGCAGUCGGAGAUCAUGGACAUGAAAGAGGAGAUGAUGAACGACGCCAUCGACGAUGCCAUGGGCGAUGACGAGGACGAGGAGGAGAGCGACGCCAUCGUGUCGGAAGUCUUGGACGAGCUCGGCCUCCAGCUGUCCGAGAAACUGACGGAUCUGCCGGAAGCCGGCGGAUCUCUGGCCGCGGCGCAGAAGACCAAGGCCGGAGGAGUUCCGGCCGCGGCAGCGGUCGGAGACGCAGAUGCAGACCUCCAGGCGCGCCUCGAGAACUUGCGAAGAGAAUAGCUUCGCGACGUGAAAACUUUGAAGAGAAGGAACGCCCCGGAGCUUUUCCGCACGCGUUUGGCCGUUGAACGCUUUCGAACGUCGCAAUCUGACGUUCGUUUAGUGGACUGGAAAGAGUGUCUCUAAAAUUGCAACUUCCGACAGACAAAAAAAAAAAAAAAAGAGAAUCAAGGGGUUCCACGCAAGCUCUCGGCAUCCCCUAAACGUCGUCGUUAGUUGUACCACGGUGUCCGUUAUGCGUCUCAAACCGGCGUGCUUCCCGCGUCCUCAAAAGUUGUCCCUUGAUUACCGCCCGACGCCAUCUUAGAAGCGUCGUGUCGUCGCUGGCCGCGGUACUGGCGGUGUCGCGGCACCGGUGGUCAAUGUGCCAGACGCCCUCUCUACUGCAGGCCCCUCUCCAGCUCGACAGCCCACGGAAGCUUUGGCGCCAAGACGCCCGCGUUCGCUCACGCUUUUGCUGGAACAUCUACGCCCCGCCGCUGGGAUCGCGACAUCCGGCGACACGACACUCCGGCCUUUGCGACGUCGUUUGUUGCUGCUUCGGGACCACUUUCGACGCAUAGGUGGAAUAGGGCGCGAAACACGCCAGUUUGGAGACGCGUUCUAGGCACCAUGAUUUUACCGCAAAACUCGUUUUAUCGGGAUGCAGCUAUGCAAAGAGCAAGUCGUCUGUUUCUUGCGCAGGAGUUGCGGUGACGUCAGAAUGAUGCCAAGCUCCGAUUGGCCAUGAUUGACAGGAUAGCGGGUAGACCUCAAUGCUAGAUACCUUAAUCUAGCAUUGAGGUCUACCCAGAAAUAGCGAUUAAACCUCGCUGCUAAAUGCCUCAAGGUCUACCCACCGUUUUUUUACAUUCAGCCAAUAAGAGCUCAGCGUCCGUACAUCAUAGCAACCCGUGUGCAAGAAGCAGACAAACUUGCGCUCUGCAUAGAAACGACGCCGUCAACAAACUUCGGAAAGCGGGUGCGUCUGUUACCCGCGUCGAAUGGCUUACCCCCGCCUUACACGCAGAGGCAAGAGCGCACUCCCUGUGAAAUGCAGGACGUCCCUGUUGGCAGGUUUGUGGGCAGUUAGGAAGCGGUUGUGCCAGCCUUAUUUGCAGAAAGCCGUCUUGUUCGACGUCCGCUCUAGCACCCCGAUAUUGAGCUUAUUUAUCUUCGUAGCGCCGAUACGUGCUUGUACAAAAAAGAAACAGCCGAGUUUCAUAGUUCGUGUUUAUAUGUGUGCUUGCCGCAGCUGCGAUUAAAUUACGAGUUUACUUUCUUUUGUUCACUUUGA